CAGUGAGAAAUGGGCGGGUUUACAAUAAGUACCAUGCAGCCACGCGGAUCACCGUCCAUAUAUUAUUAGACUUAAUCUCCACCGUCAUUCAAGGCCUUGCUCCUUCUCCACGGGUCUCUCCACCUUCUUCCCUCCUCCCCGCCAUUCUCCAAUCCUCUCACUCUUCUAUCCCCUCGUGGCGAUCGGAUGGCGGCUACGCAAGUGACAACGUUUGUCGUCUUCAAUUGACUCAAAGAAGAAAUGGUAUGCUGGGAUUUCGAGGGAUCAUUGGUUGUCGGCUGGGAUCUCCUUCUCCCCAUUCCGAUCCCAGUCUCCACCUCCGUCAGCCAAGACGAUGGCCGACCUUCUCCCUCUCCUCCCGGCAUUUCUCUGAUCUCACACGACGUUUGGAUGGAGGCUAGGCAAGUUCACGAACCUUUGUCGUCUUCAAUUGAAUCAAAGAAGAAGGGGGAAGGUGAGAUUUUUAGGGAUCGAUCACCGAAGAAAUUGGCUGAGAUCCCCUUCUGCCCACUCCGAUCCAUUUCUCCACCUUAGUCAGCCAAGACGAUGGCAAUUGGGUCCUAAAAUCUCCCCUUCUCAUUCCAUUCCGCGCUGUACCUCAAUUUAUUCCCCCAUGUCUCAUUUUGUUCCGCCGUCCCCACCUCAGUUGAUUCCCCCAUGUCUUAUUUAUAUAAACCUAUAGACCAGUUGAAGCCAAUGGUGGCGAUUUGGGAGAUGAACGUCUUCAUUAGUUAGCCAAGAGUAGAAGAGAAAGAGAAAUCGGUAAUGUCAAAUCCCACACUUGAGAAUUGUUUUUCCACUCAAUCUGAAUUCUUUGUGAAUUGCUUUACUUGGGCCUUUCUGGCAUAACCAUCUUCCAUUUUGAUGAAUUAUUAGUUAUUUAGUUGUUACAAUUUGAUUGUGCUUGGUGAGAUUCCAUCAACAUUAGUGUCACAGCUGCUAUCAAGAAAAUCAUUUUGAUAGUUCAUGGCCUUGGUUCUGUAGUUUCUUUGACAAUAAUGUGUGAGUUCAUUUGAUUUUGUUUGAUCAAGAAGGCAUAGCUUUACUUUAGCAAAAUCAUUUUGAUAGUUCAUCGCCUUGGUUCUGUAGUUUCUUUGACAAUAAUGUGUGAGUUCAUUUGAUUUUGUUUGAUCAAGAAGGCAUAGCUUUACUUUGGAAAAUCCCCAGAUGGCGCAAAGGUAGUUUGAAUUAAUUCAAACGAUGAGGUAGCCAGAUGGUGCAGUUAAGGGAUUCUAAAGCGUGUUUUUAGGCUGCAAUUUUAAGUACCAGCUUGCCAUUUUUUCAAUUUGAUUGUUGUGCUUUGGACUUCUUCCUUUAGCUUUGCCUCUCCUAUUUUGUAAGCCAUUUGUCUGUUGAUUUCGAAAGGCACUCUUGAUGUUCCUUGGGUUGUAUGAUAGGCUAACUUUUGGUUUUACAAGUUCCAUAAUUCCAAGAUUAUACUACUUGAAUAGAUCGAGAUUGAUAGCCAUAUGGUGAUCAUAACUCAAUAAAUCAGCAAAUUGUAUAUGUUUACAUUUCAGGUAACAAGAUUUUCACUUUGUUCUCUGUUUCAGAGUUUGAUUUCAUUAUAACUCAAAAUUUAUAACAGGAACAGAAUCUUAGGAGGUAAGCAGGCUGGCAAGGAUAUAAUUGGGAUCAGAAACAGCCGAAAACUCUAUCUCAGGCGGAAAGCAGUCUUGGGGGUGUGGCUAUGCUUGGGAAGUAAGUGAUUGUGGGUGUGGUUGAGCACAACACUAGAGCAACAUCACUUCGGCGGCAGCCUACAGAACCACCAAGCAAGUUUAAGUUUGAAGAUGUCACUACUUCCUCUUUGGAUUUUUGCUCUAAAAGCCUUGAGUUCUGCAAUUUUGAAACACUGGGACAACGUGCAGGGUCUAGAGGAACCAUUAACGAGCCUUUAAUUCCUGCACUCAGUACUGACUAUUUAUUUGCUCAUGGAACUAUUAAUGGGGGAGAUUUGUUUUAUAUUUGUUUUCCUUUAAUCUCUGUACUCAAUAUUGACUAUUUGCUCAAAACUAGAUGUUAUUGGCUGGUUACUUGCAAUGGAGACACCACUAAGCAAACGUUAACACUAUUAAACGAAAGGUAAUCUA
Messenger RNA from Linum trigynum, 2093 nucleotides. The record is from the annotation of a GenBank genome assembly. Lineage: Eukaryota; Viridiplantae; Streptophyta; Magnoliopsida; Malpighiales; Linaceae.